Phaethon lepturus (White-tailed tropicbird) is the source of this 1648-nucleotide messenger RNA. It is a transcript of the gene SMYD2, whose product is annotated as SET and MYND domain containing 2. Gene Ontology annotation, molecular function: protein binding. The coding region runs from base 1 to 1326 and encodes 441 amino acids. Gene Ontology annotation, cellular component: nucleus. The record is from RefSeq and is a predicted model, not a curated record. The transcript is spliced from 13 exons. Lineage: Eukaryota; Metazoa; Chordata; Aves; Phaethontiformes; Phaethontidae.
AUGCUGGAGUUUUCUGGGGGCUCCGCAGCUGCCCGCCUCACCUGUGUGGAGAGGCGGUUUGACCUGCUGGGGGUGUUCCAGUGGUUGCCAUCAACAUCUCAAUAUAGAGAAGCAAUGGAACUGGCAGAGGAGAAGCAGAGGGUUAAUAUUGCUGAGCAAGUAUACACAGCAAUUGGGAAGAUGGAGGACAAGGAAAAGAAAGAAGGAUUGUCCAAGUGUGGAAGAUGUAAACAAGCCUUUUACUGUGAUGUGGACUGUCAGAAGGAAGAUUGGCCAAUGCACAAGCUAGAGUGUUCUGCCAUGUGUGCUUUUGGGCAGAACUGGAAUCCCUCUGAGACCGUGAGGCUAACGGCGAGGAUCCUUGCCAAACAGAAAACUCACCCUGAAAGAACACAGUCAGAGAAGCUGCUUGCUGUAAAAGAGUUUGAAUCACACCUUGACAAACUAGACAAUGAAAAGAGAGAGCUGAUUCAGAACGACAUUGCUGCUCUUCAUCACUUUUACUCAAAGCACUUGGAGUACCCUGACAAUGCUGCCCUUGUAGUUCUCUUUGCACAAGUUAACUGUAAUGGCUUCACAAUUGAAGAUGAAGAACUCUCUCAUUUGGGAUCAGCCAUAUUUCCUGAUGUUGCACUGAUGAACCAUAGCUGUUGCCCAAAUGUGAUUGUAACUUACAAGGGGACCCUGGCUGAAGUCAGAGCUGUUAAAGAGAUUGAGCCUGGAGAAGAGGUUUUUACCAGCUAUAUUGACCUGUUGUAUCCCACAGAAGACAGAAAUGACCGGUUAAGAGACUCGUAUUUCUUUAAUUGUGAUUGCAGGGAGUGCGUUACGAAAGAAAAGGAUAAAGAGAAACUGGAAAUCCGCAAGCUGAAUGAUCCUCCAUCAACAGAGACAGUACGGGACAUGAUCAAAUAUGCCAGAAAUGUGAUUGAGGAAUUCAGGCGAGCCAAACACUACAAAUCUCCUAGUGAAUUACUGGAGAUCUGUGAACUCAGCCUGGACAAGAUGGGUGCAGUGUUUGAAGACAGUAAUGUUUAUAUGUUGCAUAUGAUGUACCAGGCCAUGGGUGUCUGUCUCUAUGUGCAGGACUGGGAAGGUGCACUGCGUUAUGGGCAAAAAUUGAUCAGACCGUACAGUAAACAUUAUCCCUCGUACUCUCUGAAUGUUGCCUCCAUGUGGCUGAAAUUAGGGAGACUCUAUAUGGCACUGGAGAACAGAACAGCUGGAGUUAAAGCCCUGAAGAGGGCAAUUGCCAUCAUGGAAGUAGCACACGGGAAAGAUCAUCCAUACAUUUUGGAGAUCAAAAAGGAAUUAGAGGACCACUGAGCCUUUGAAUCUAUGCAAUCCUUCAAACCUUUAUUUAAAAAGCCUUGUUAUGGAAACCUUCAGGAGCGCUUUGAAAAGCGGUAGAGUAUGAACACAGUUCUGUCCUAUAAUUGGAAUGACAAACACACUUACGCCUUGCACAAUGUUCCUAGCUUCCACAUGUCUACAAUGCCUUUUUUUUUUCAAGGAAGCAUCCAUGGUUUAUUAAAGGUUAUGCCUUUUUUGACAGCUUAUGUGCAAAAAAUGGCCAUUUUUUUCUUUACAGAUUUUAAUGUGUAUCUUAUUUGUGUAAGGUAAAUAAAGCGGUCUUGACCCCUCUUGA